Neoarius graeffei (lesser salmon catfish) is the source of this 6849-nucleotide messenger RNA. RefSeq lists its product as uncharacterized. NCBI's taxonomy places the organism in Eukaryota, Metazoa, Chordata, Actinopteri, Siluriformes, Ariidae. The record is from RefSeq and is a predicted model, not a curated record. Gene Ontology annotation, biological process: DNA integration. Gene Ontology annotation, molecular function: nucleic acid binding.
AUGGAAGUGUCCAAGCUCAUGUCAUCUUGUCCUCACUUAAGUGUGAGCUUGGGAGGGGUUGCGGUCUCAUGUCUGGUGGAUAUAGGGUCUAUGGUGUCGACUAUCACAGAGGGCUUUUUUCACCAGCAGUUUGAGCCCUGGGGCCAAGAGCGGCUCAAAUCUUGUCAUUGGCUGCAGCUCAGAGCAGCCAAUGGCCUGGUUAUUCCUUAUAUAGGUUACUUAGAGUUGGAUGUGGAGAUCUGUGGUAAGCUAUUGCCAGCUUGUGGGAUUUUGGUGUUCAAGGACCCCCCUGGUGGUGUGUCUUUACAGGUCCCUGGGGUUCUAGGGAUGAAUGUCAUCUGCAGGUGCUAUGGGGAACUCUUUGGGCAGCAUGGCUUGGCUUUGUUCGAUCUGCUGGUGGUGUCUGAGGCACCCAAGCUUGUCACACAGGCCCUCCAAAUUUGCCAUGAAGCCAGUGUUGUGACUGAUCAGGGAGCAGGGAGAGUCAAGGUCCGUGGUAAAAAGGCUUGUCACAUCCCAGGUGGCGUGAUGAAGAUUGUCACGGCCACAUGUUCAGAGCAGUACUCUGGCACUACAGUGCUGUUUCAGUCCCUAGACUCUGGCCUGCCUGCCAGCCUUCUUGCUUCUCCUGCCCUGGUACCGGUGGUAUGGGGCACAGCCUACAUUCCCAUUGUAAAUGUAGGAUCUUUAGAUGUGCUGCUCUACCCCCAUGCUGUUGUUGGGACCUUAGAGGAGGUAUGGGUGGUAAGUCUACCUGCUGGUGUCACUGAGGUGCCACCUGUGGUGGCUAUGGUGGCUUCUCAGUCUGUUUCCCUACCAGUGCAGGAUCAGAUAGCAGGCUUGGAGUUGGGUCAUUUGCCGGUGGAAGCACAGGGUGAGGUGAGAGCACUUUUGAGUCAGUUUGGGUCUGUCUUUUCAGCCCAUGACGGGGACCUAGGUUGUACUGAUCUGAUUUCCCAUGAGAUCCUGCUCUUAGAUGAUGUCCCUGUGCAGCAACUGUAUCGCCGGAUUCCCCCAUCAGAGUAUGAGGUCGUUAAAGACCACAUUAAUCAGCUGCUCAGUGCGCAGGUUAUUAGGGAGAUCAGCAGUCCCCAUGCCUCUCCAAUUGUGCUGGUCAAAAAGAAGGACGGCAGUCUUCGUAUGUGCAUGGAUUAUAGGCUCCUCAACAGUAAAACCAGGAAGGAUGCCUUUCCAUUCCCCAAUGAUGAGUCCUUAGAUGCCUUGACCGGAGCUCGUUGGUUCUCCACCAUGGACCUGGCAAGUGGGUACAAUCAGGUCCCUAUGGCAGAGUCUGACUGUUCCAAGAUGACUUUUUGUACCCCCUUUGGUCUUUUUGAGUGGAACCGCAUGCCCUUCGGGCUUUGCAAUGCUCCCAGCACCUUCCAGAGGUUGAUGCAGUGGAUCUUUGGUGACCAGCAGAGCCAAUCCCUGCUGCUCUACCUGGAUGACAUUGUGGUUUUCUCAUCAACCAUUGAAAAACAUCUGGAGAGGUUGGGUGUGGUGCUGGGGUGUCUGCAGCACGAAGGGCUAAAGGUGAAGCUCAAUAAGUUUGCCUUCUUCCAGCGGGAAGUGCCUUAUUUGGGGCAAAUUUCCGACCAAGGUGUCUCUACAGACCCCAGCAAGGUCGAGGCGGUCUCCCACUGGCCAUUUCCUACCACUCUCUCAGAGCUGCGCUCCUUUCUUGGUUUUGCCAGCUAUUACCACCGCUUUGUAGAGGGUUUUGCAAAGCUGGCUGCACCCCUGCAUAAGCUGGUGGUAGAGCUGGCUGGUCACAAGUCCAAGUGGUUAGAUAGCGCAGUCUCUGGUUGUUGGACAGCGGAGUGUCACCUUAGCUUCGAGGCAUUGAAAACCAGACUCAUCUCUGCACCGGUGCUGGCAUAUGCUGACUUCAUCCUCCCAUUUAUUUUGGAAGUGGAUGCCAGCUAUGGUGGCUUGUCACAAGAACAGGAUGGUAAGGUUAGUCCCACAGCCUAUGCGAGCCAUGGUUUGAGGCCCACUGAGCGCAAUAUGCACAACUAUAGCUCCAUGAAGUUGGAGUUUUUGGCGCUCAAGUGGGCAAUGACGGAAAAGUUCAGGGAGUAUCUGUUGGGCCACAAAUGUAUUGUUUACACUGACGACAACCCCUUGAGUCACCUGCCAUCUGCCAAGCUCGGGGCCACCGAACAACAUUGGGCAGCCCAACUUGCUUCCUUUGAUUUUGAAGUGAAGUACCGUUCGGGUCGAAGCAAUAAGAUGGCUGGUGCUCUGUCUCGUCGGCAUCCCCCUGAACCACAGGACAUGCAAACCAUGGUCUGUGGCACACUACUCCCUCAACCCUUGCAGCAGGCCUUGCAGGUGGACAAAGUAGAGGCAACACAAGCCACUGUUGCAGUCUUGUCCCAUCAUCUCCCAUCUGAUCUCGCCAUGCUCCAGCACACUGACCCCGUCACUCAGGAGGUGUUGGUUUUCUGGACACAUAAAUGGUGUCCAGAUAGAGAGGAGCAGAAGCAUUUAUUGCAGGCAGCCUUGGUCUUGCUUCGACAGUGGGAUCGCCUGGUUGAGAGGAAUGGUGUGUUGUAUUGCCAGGUUUUCAGGCCAGGUGGGGCUGAGGUGAUGUUUCAGUUGUUGUUGCCUGUGGCAUUAAAAACAGAGGUGCUGACUGAGGUCCACCAGGGGCAUGGCCAUCAGGGGGUUAAGAGGACUUUGGAGCUUUUACGCCAGCGGUGUUACUGGCUAGGGAUGUCGGCUGAGGUAAUGCAGUGGUGUCUGGCAUGUGAGAUGUGCCAGGUGGCCAAGGUGGGUCAACCAGCCACUCGUAGUUACAUGGGACACCUGUUGGCUUCUCGGCCUAACGAGAUUCUGGCCAUUGAUUUUACCAUUAUGGAGUCCAGCCAUAAUGGGAUGGAAGACGUUCUUGUCAUGACUGACAUUUUUAGUAAGUACACAUGGGCUGUCCCCACCCUGGAUCAGCAAGCUGCCACUGUAGCUCAAGUCCUGGUCUCGGAGUGGUUCUCGAGAUUCAGUGUUCCAGCCCGGAUACACUCAGAUCAGGGGCGGAGCUUUGAGAGCUCCCUCAUUCAGCAGCUGUGUGGUCUCUAUGGUAUCGAGAAGUCUUGCACCAUGCCAUACCAUCUUUCUGGGAAUGGGCAAUGUGAGCGUUUCAAUAGAACGUUUCACGAUCUGCUGCGUACCUUGCCUGUGACCUGAAAGUGUGACUGGAGUUCCUGUCUGCCCCAGGUCUUGUAUGCCUAUAAUACCACCCUGCAUCAGGUAACUGGUGAGUCUCCUUUUCUUCUGAUGUUUGGUCAGGAGCCGAGACUCCCCAUUGAUUUCCUGCUAGGCAGAGUUCAGGAUCCUGUUGGUGGCUAUGUGCAUGAGUGGGUUCAGGAGCACCAGACUCGCUUGCAGAUAGCGUUCGAGGGAGCUCGUGACCAGUUGAAGGCUGCUGUGGAGCGUCGUAAGAAAAACCACGACCAACAUGUUCGAGAUGUUCCCUUGAAGGAGGGCCAGUUGGUGUGGUUGGAUGACCCAACCAGAGCCAGACAGGUCCAUCGAUCUCUGUUGAAGGCUGUGUUAGGGGUCAGUUCUCCAGGUGGUGCCAUCAUUCCCUCUCCGCCUCUUCCUGCGCAGCCUCAAUCAGAGGACGAGCUGUCUUUUGAUGGUGAUUGGUUGAUGUUGGGGUCUGAGAACCCGUUGCCCAUUCCUGUUCAGGCCGAAGCAGUGACUCAAACCACUCCUUGGCAGCUGGUUCCCCCAUCUGACUCAGUCUCCGUCGUGCCAUCUUUGUCUGUGGAUCCGGUGACAGGUACUUCUUCUUCUCUCCCUGUUCUGGAAGAAGCUGCUGUCCGUCGGACUGCUAGGUCAACUGCAGGUCAUCACUCCAACGUCCACCUCUAUGAGGCUAGGACCGCCCCGUCCAGCCGAGGGAGGGUUGUGACGGGGCCUACCCUCUCUCCCGGACUCCCUGGCCAAGGAAUCUACAUCCCGGUCUCCAUCUCCUGGGGUGAGUCUGUCCACUCUUGUCAAGCUUUGAUAGACUCAGGGGCGGCUGGGAACUUUAUGGAUAUUCACUUCGCCCAAAGCAUCAAUAUUCCGACUGCACCUCUUGAAGUCCCACUGUCUGUGUCUGCCCUCGAUGGCCAAGCGUUAGGUGAUGGAAGAGUCACCCAAGUUACUUCUCCAGUUUUCCUCCAGUCUCAAGGUCACAAGGAAGAAAUAUCCCUGCACCUGAUUCAUUCACCUGAGUUCCCAGUUAUUCUAGGCCUUCCUUGGCUUACUCGCCACAACCCUCGCAUAGACUGGGUAACAAGCCAGGUUGUGGAAUGGGGCCCUGCAUGCCAUGCCUCUUGUCUGCUCUCUAGCUCUCCUGUGUCUCCUGCCGAGCCCCCUGAUCUCACCGAGUUAUCUCAAGUUCCCACAGAGUACUGGGAUCUCAAGGAGGUAUUCAGCAAGAGCAGGGCCGCCGUUCUUCCUCCGCACCGGGCCUACGACUGUGCCAUCGACUUGCUCCCUGGGACUACCCCUCCUCGUGGCAGACUGUUUUCACUCUCUCAGCCAGAACGCAAGGCCAUGGAGGAAUACCUCAAAGAUGCCCUGGUCUCUGGGUUUAUUCGACCCUCCACUUCACCUGCUGGAGCCGGCUUCUUCUUUGUCGGCAAGAAGGAUGGGGGGCUCCGACCAUGUAUUGAUUACAGGGGCCUGAAUAAGAUCACUGUGCGCAACCGAUAUCCCCUUCCGCUGAUGUCCACAGCUUUCGACCUGCUCCAAGGCGCCACCGUCUUCACCAAGUUGGACCUACGGAACGCAUACCACCUCAUCCGUAUCCGACAGGGAGACGAGUGGAAGACUGCCUUUAACACCCCGUCUGGGCACUACGAAUACCAGGUGAUGCCCUUUGGACUCACCAACGCACCAGCUGUUUUUCAGGCCCUAAUCAACGACGUCUUAAGGGACAUGAUUAACCUAUACGUUUUUGUCUACCUCGACGACAUCCUUAUCUUUUCCAAGACCGUGCAGGAGCACCGCCACCAUGUCCGCCAGGUUCUCCAGAGGCUGCUACAGAACAAUCUGUUCGCCAAGGCCCAGAAAUGCGAAUUUCAUGUUCCCGAGGUCUCCUUUCUGGGAUUUAUUGUACGGACAGGCCAACUCCAAAUGGACCCUGCCAAGACCCUGGCCGUCCGGGAUUGGCCUACUCCCAAGUCCGUUAAGGAGGUUCAGCGGUUCUUAGGAUUCGCUAACUUCUACCGCAAGUUCAUCAGGAACUUCAGUUCUGUGGCAGCACCCAUGUCAGACCUCACCAAAGGGACAGGUGGAUCUUAUGGCUGGUCUCCUCAGGCAGAAAAGGCGUUCAAAGACCUCAAGGACCGCUUCUGCACGGCACCCAUUCUGGUUCUCCCGGACACCUCCCAACCAUUCAUCGUGGAGGUGGACGCCUCGGACAGUGGCGUCGGCGCGGUGCUCUCUCAACGUUCGGAAGGAAAGCUGCACCCCUGCGCUUACUUCUCCCACCGCCUGAGUCCUGCUGAGUCCCGGUACGAUGUGGGGGAUCGAGAACUGCUAGCGGUCAAACUGGCCCUUGAGGAGUGGAGGCACUGGCUGGAGGGAGCACAACAUCCAUUCCUGGUUUGGACUGACCACAAGAACCUGGAGUACCUCCAGCAAGCCAAGAGACUGAACCCUCGACAGGCUAGGUGGGCCCUGUUUUUCAGUCGGUUUGACUUCACCCUCUCAUACCGCCCCGGCUCCAAGAACACCAAACCUGACGCACUGUCCAGACUGUUCUCUGCCACUAACAGGGAGAAUGAAGUCGGGCCUAUUAUCCCUGUGUCCCGGAUUGUGGCCCCUGUCCGCUGGGGUAUUGAGGAGGCUGUCCGACGAGCCCAACGCCAGGACCCCGGUCCUGGGACGGGGCCACCAGGCCUCUUGUACGUCCCACAUCAAGCCCGGGCCAAGGUUCUCCAGUGGGGUCACUCUUCCCCUCUCACCGCCCACCCGGGAGCUCGGAGGACCCUGGACUUCCUGAAAAGACGCUUCUGGUGGCCUAACAUGGAGAAGGAAGUAAGGUCAUUUGUCCUGUCCUGUGAGGUUUGCACCAGAACCAAGAACCCACGACAGCGUCCCCAGGGUCUCCUGCAUCCUCUGACCAUUCCCCGGCGUCCCUGGUCCCACGUGGCAGUCGACUUUAUCACGGGUCUCCCUGAGUCACAAGGUAACACGGUCAUUUUGGUCUUAGUUGACAGAUUCUCCAAGGCCUGCCGCUUCAUACCACUGUGCAAACUCCCCUCUGCUCUUGAAACUGCGAAACUUUUGUUUAAUCAUGUCUUCCGAGUCUUUGGUCUUCCACAGGACAUCGUCUCAGACCGAGGGCCCCAGUUCUCCUCCCGAGUGUGGCACGGGUUCUGCAAGGUCAUCGGAGCCACUGCCAGCCUCUCCUCUGGAUUUCACCCACAGUCCAAUGGUCAGACGGAGAGGCUCAACCAGGACCUGGAAACCACCCUGCGAGGCCUGGCUAUGGAGGUCACUCCUGAGCUGAAGGAUCUCCUGAAUGAGAAGAAGAGAAUAUUCAGAUCAGGAAACAGACAGGAAUUGAGGAGGGUACAGAAGGAGCUGAGAAGAAAGAUCAGGGAAGGCAAAGACCACUACAGGAAGAGGAUGGAGGAUCAGCUGCAACAGAGCAAUGUGCGCAAGAGGCAGCAAGUGUUGGAGCGCAUCACAGAUGUGGUGAAGCUCAUUGGAAAAAGAGGUUUGAGCCACAGAGGGUCACAGUCGGAGACAGCAUACAUGCUUGAUGAUGAUACAGUGGACCAUGGCAACUUCUUGGAAAUUAUUGUGUUGCUUUCAAAAUAUGAUGUUUGCCUCAAGGAACAAUGA